GCGAUAUUUAGGAUGCCUAGGUGUUACCUUCUAGGGAAAGCCGAGAAGAUGCUAGAUUAGUUCCGGGUUUAACUGCAACAUGGCAGCGCCCUUAGCUCUCCACCUGGAGUUCGGGGGAGGAGCUGAACUUCUGUUUGACGGAGUCAAGAAUCAUCAUGUGACACUCCCCAGCCAAUCAGAUCCCUGGGACAUGAAGCAGCUGCUUGCAUGGAUCCGAGGGAACAUGCUGAAGGAGCGCCCCGAGCUCUUUAUGCAGGGCGACACUGUUAGACCCGGUAUUCUUGUAUUGAUUAACGACGCAGACUGGGAACUGAUGGGAGAACUGGAGUACCAGCUUCAGGACCAGGAUAAUGUUGUAUUUAUCUCCACACUUCAUGGAGGUUAACUGACUCUUAAAGAAGCACUACCAUCACCAUACAGGAGCCCCUGCACCCUUCAAAAGAAAAUGUAUCGUCAUCGGGAAUCUGGCUGCGGCUGGCCUGUUUGCUGUCCCCUGCACCUUACAGGAGCAUGGCGGGGUUACGAUGGGAGCACCAGCUCAUUAGGAAGGUCACUCUCUGUCUAGCCAGUGUCCAGAUGGAUUCUCUGGAGACGUGGUGGAUGCCCCAUGUCAAAUGGCUCCAUUAUAAUUUUAAUUUGUUUUCUUUCGAUGCAUUAAAAAGCCAUACAUUGUAUGUUUACUUUGUAAGACUUUUGCUAGUUUUGUUUUGGAUGAAUAAAUAUCUAUUAAAAAA
This is a messenger RNA of Xyrauchen texanus (razorback sucker), 734 nucleotides long. It is a transcript of the gene urm1, whose product is annotated as ubiquitin related modifier 1. The record is from RefSeq and is a predicted model, not a curated record. Lineage: Eukaryota; Metazoa; Chordata; Actinopteri; Cypriniformes; Catostomidae. Gene Ontology annotation, molecular function: protein tag activity. Gene Ontology annotation, cellular component: cytoplasm; nucleus. The transcript has 6 exons. Bases 80 to 385 code for a protein of 101 amino acids. Gene Ontology annotation, biological process: tRNA thio-modification; protein urmylation.